This is a messenger RNA of Anoplophora glabripennis (Asian longhorned beetle), 1005 nucleotides long. Its product is annotated as abscission/NoCut checkpoint regulator. Bases 1 to 930 code for a protein of 309 amino acids. NCBI's taxonomy places the organism in Eukaryota, Metazoa, Arthropoda, Insecta, Coleoptera, Cerambycidae. Gene Ontology annotation, biological process: mitotic cytokinesis checkpoint signaling; abscission. Gene Ontology annotation, cellular component: midbody; cleavage furrow; centrosome. The transcript is spliced from 5 exons. The record is from RefSeq and is a predicted model, not a curated record. Gene Ontology annotation, molecular function: zinc ion binding; phosphatidylinositol-3-phosphate binding.
AUGUCGUGCAAUCAUUGUAGUACAAAAUUCAAUUUCUUUCAUAAAGAGAUGGGAUGUUCGAACUGUGGCUUGUCAUUCUGUAGUAAGUGUUUAAAACAAAAAUGUAAAAUUCCUUGUAAAGGUUCUGGAGAAUAUAAUGUUUGUAAGCUAUGUUACUCCAAACUGGCAUCAAGUUCAAGUACAAUACAGCAAAAUAUCAUUUCACCCCCAGAAAUAUUUAUAAAGAGAUUAGAAAAUUUGGAAAAUCCUUCAGCACCACCAAUAACAAUAUAUAGACAAGACACUAAAAUACAAGCGCUACGAAGUGGUCUGUCUCCUGCUGAUCAAAAAUUGGUUGAUCGAUUAGAAAAAUUAAAAGAUGAUGGAAAAAGACCUCCACCGAGUGAAAGUGAGAUUAGAGAAAGACUUGCUAGUUUAAAAGGAGAAAACAAUUAUGUUGAAGGACCUAGCAGACUUGUGUAUGCUGCCGAUACAAGGACCGACCAACAGAAAGCAGAUUCAUUAUUGGAACAGUUUAUGAAUGAACGAGAUAUAGAACUUUCUCAUAAUCCACAAGAAGAUAUAGAAGCUAGACUAGCUACAUUACGAGAACAAGGAGUGAGACCAAAUGAGGGCCAGUACAUCAGCAAUUUGCAUGAUUCGAGUGGUUCCGAAGAGGAGGUUGAUAAGAUUACAAAAAAGAUAAUGGAUGAAGUUGCAUUGGAUGAAAAAUGUCCUGUGAAAACAUCGGUGAAAAAGAGACCCUCGAAUGAUGAAGAGCAAGAUGGUACCUCGUCGCCUGAAUUGCCAUGGUGUGUGCUAUGCAAUAACGAUGCUAAAUUUAGGUGUUUGGAUUGUAGUGGAGACUUAUACUGCAACGAGUGCAGUACAGAAGUACACAAAAAUUGGGGUGAUACUGACCAUAGAGUAAUUCCAUAUAAAUCUCAAUAAAUUUGAUUUAUUUAUAUUUCUCGGGUAUUUAUAUUUAGUUACUGAUCUUAAAACAUUCACAAGAAAAAAAUAGAA